AAAGAUGAGACGAGGCCUAGAGUAAAUAAAUGAACAAUUCCAGCUAAGGAAAACUGCAUGCAAUUCAAUAACAUGACAAUGCAUUCAACAUACACAUUACAUACCAUACAAACAAAGACCUGUAUGUAUUGAUUACUAUUGCCAAUUUGAUGUGGUAACGUUGCAUUGAGUCAGGUGACUGCCGUCAGCUGAUUGCCUCCAGCCAGAAUAUGGCCGACCUGUCAGAAGCUCAAUGAGGAACGGCUGAGUUUAGCAUAAUCGAGUCUCUUUUUAUGACUUUUGGGGCUCAUAUUUCACUAACGUGGACAACAGUUUUUACAACAGUUACUAAGAUGAGCGGGUUGCUGGUUGGCAUGGCAAAUGUCCCCAGCAAGAGCAAUCACACAGGGAAGGAUGGCCAGGUGUGGGAGAAACUCUGGACCUUGGAAGAGAUGCGACAGACCAGCGCCAACUGGUCCCUGGCUGCAGACUCAGGACUCUUCCUGUUCCUGCAAGACUUCUCCCAGAGGAUGCUGUCAAAGACUCAUGGGAUAGAGAAGCAGCUGGAUGGACUGAUCAGAGACACCAAGGCCACAGACUGUUGCAUGCACACCGUCUUCAACGACUUCCUCAUGCUCUCCAACACACAAUUCAUUGAAAACAGAGUGUAUGAUGAUGAGGAGGUGGAGGAGGCGGUGCCAAAGCCUGAGGCCAUGGAGAGACUGCCUGAGCAGAAGACUCGUGAGCAGAAGGAAGCCCAGCUGAUUCCUAAGGUCCAGGAAGCAGUGAACUACGGUCUGAUGGUGCUGGACUCUGCAUUUGAGCAGCUAGACAUAAAGGCAGGAAACUCUGACUCGGAGGAUGAGGAGGCCACAGACAGAGUGGAGCCCAUACUGGAGCCCAAGGACCUGUAUGUGGACAGGCCUUUACCAUAUCUGAUUGGCUCUCAGCUCUUUAUGGGGCAAGAAGACGUUGGACUGGGAGACCUCUCCAGUGAAGAAAUGUCAGUUGACAGUGAUCGCGACACCGUCAUUGUGAGCGAAGAUGGCAAAGAUGCUAACCAGUCAGACGAUGACUUCGACCAGGAUGAGGGGCCAGGCACCAUUAAGAAGAAGAAGUUGUCUAUGUUGAGUGAUGAUGAGGAGGGAGGUUCAGACAUAUUCGGAGAAUCGGACGAAGAUGAUGAUGACAGAAAGGAGUCUUUGUGUCACAUUCAGAAACCAAGACCAUCAUCCUUUGCUGAUGAGCUGGCCGCCAGAAUCAAAGGGGAACCUAUCAGCAAGCCAGAGGGAGAUCGCACAUCUGAUGAACAUGACAGCGAGGAGUUAUUGGGGCCACCCAAGAUGGAGGACGAGGACUUCUCUCCGUUUGGAGGAAAAGGGGGCCUCUUCAGUCGAGGGAGAGGACUGUUUGAUGAUGAGGGGGAUCUGUUCUCUGAUCCACCUAAACAGCCUGUAGCAGGGGAGAAGACCACAGAACCUGUCAAGCCUGCAAAGAAGAUUCCUUCAGGGGCUGUGCCAAUUUUCCCAGAGAACAGCCUGUUUGGCACACCUAAUGACUCUGAUUCAGUGGAGGGUAGAGAGAACGGCAGUCCAGCCAAACCCAUCAAGACUCAGACAUCAGCCCCUAGAAAGACCGCUUUAGGGGGGCUGUUUGACGAUGAGGAGGAUCACUUCUUCACCGGCGAAAGCCUUAAUAAAUCCAGCUCUGCUGGACAGGAGGAACCCAAGCAGAAGAAGACAGUGGAUCUGUUUGGAGGAGGUGAUGAGGAUGGUAACAUCUUCAGUGAGAGCUCCGGUGUUCUGCCCCCUCUACAGAGCAGGAGGGAGGUGGUGGAGGAGGAAGAACAGAUAUGUCCAACCAUCCCUAAGAGUCAGUCCAAGCUUGAACCGACACUUCAGAGCAAAGCUCUUCUGUCCAUAUUUGUUGACGAGGAGGAUGAGGAUCUGUUUGUGUCUGCGAAGAAGUCUAAAUCAAGCCAAACUGAAGAUGCCACACCACAAGUCAAGAAACCUGUCUCUAGUGCCGUCUUCAGUGAUGACGAGGACCAUUGGAUGAGCUCCAAGCAUAGUGCAAGAAAGACUGGAGGGAUGAAGUCCAGUGAUAGCAACCCUUAUCGUCUACCCAGUGUCAAAGCAGAUCCUUUCGACAGCCUGUUCGAUGAGUAUGAUGACGAUCUCUUUGCUGCUACCAAGGAGUUUAGUCCGAAGAAGCCACAGAGAGCGUCUCUCCUGUUUGAAGAUGAGACUGAGGAUGGUGAAGAUAAGGGAUCCCUCUUAGUCUUCAAACCUGCCAUCAACAACAGCUCUACUCUAGCUGACCCUAAAGCUGCUGCUGUGGCCUCCCCAGCCCCCUCACGGGUCCACACAGACAAACCUGAGGUGACGGCACCUCCUCCCCCAGUGGAGAAGAGGCGUGCAGAGGAGAGGGCAGCGAAGGGUCCUGAGGUACAGCCCCUGUCCUCUCUAUUAGAGUGCAGUGAGAGUAAGAAGAAGCCAGUAAGGGCCGUCAGUCUGUUUGGAGGGAUCAACGUGCUGGGAGACCGACUGGGAGCAGCCAAGGUGAGACGCUACAUAAGGCUGAGGGUAGAAGUUCCCCCUAAGCUCAAAUCUAGGACGGACCUUGGACAUUCUGUUCCAGUAUGGUUGAGAUUGAGACUAAGAGCCCAUUGGACGAGACGGAUGGUGAUGACUUUCUGUCUGAGGGCCCGCCCCCCAUGGAAAAGGGGUCCAAAAAGAAGAAGAACACCGUCAGUCUGUUUGAUGAUGAGGAGGGUGCUGACUGGACUGACCCUAUCUACAUACCCUAGCAAAACAGCUACCAUAAACACACUAAAGCCUGCAGAGGAGCGUCCUCAUACCAAGAGCAGUACCGGGGUGUUCCAGGAUGAGGAACUGCUCUUCAGUCACACUCAGCAGACAGACAACCACCCCGACGUUGACAUCUUCGCCACGCCUGACAAGUUUGUGAGGUUCAGGCCCAGUAAUGCUAGGAGCUCAGUGAGGUCGGCAGCCCCAACACCUUUUAGUGAUGAGGAUGAAGAUGACCUCUUCAGCUCUGUCAAUCCCAAAGCUCUUCAGCCGAAAGUAUCGGCGAAGCCCAGUAAACCCGGUAAAGACGAGCCAUCCCCACAACCUUCUGUCACAGAACCAGUCACAGGGAGUGAGACCAACCUGGUGAUCAACCCUGUUGCCCUCCUACUAGGCCUGAGCCCCAGCUCCUCAGGCCUCAGCCCAGCAUGGACCCAGUCCCUCAGCAACGGAGGGCUUAGCUUCGACCGCCCUGUCCAGGUGUCUGUGCUACAGUGUGCCAACAAGGGUCGAGUUAAAGGCUCCAUCCGCCGCAGGCCCCAGACCAGGGCAGCACGGCAGAUGUCAGCACAGAGCUCCGUGGACCAGAAAAACCAGGGAGAGGACCCGGCCGGACACAGCCCAACCCUACCUCAUUCAACCCAGCCUAGUUUGGCACUACUUAAUCCAAUCGAGCCUAGCCUGGCACUACCUAACUUAACCCUGCCCCGGCCUAGUCUACCCAACCAAGCCCCAACCACUGGCUUACCCUCCUUCUUACCUGCCUCCUUACCCUCCCAACCGCUGCUCACUGAUGUCUCUGUCACACCAUCAGUUCUAACACUACCAGUGUCCAACACCCCUCUAAAGAGAGACUUUUCUAUGGGAAGCAAGGUGAAGGUGCUGCCCUCUCCCGACGAGGCUGACCUGUUUGGGUCUGUCCCUGCCCUAGCCCCAGUCCCCAAACUCGCCCCAAAGACUAUGGAGGGUGAGUUGACGCCGAAGGAAGAGAAAGAAGCGACCCCUCCAUCCGUCUUUGACGACCCCAUGGGUGACUUGUUCCAGAAGGUCAAGCCGAGGUCGGCGAAGACCUUCCUGGAGGAGGAGGAUGAAGAGGAUAUCUUUGUGCUGGGAAAUAGUUCUACUCCCACUACUAAAAUUACUGCAGGGAGCAACCCUACUCCCAAACAGGACCUCUUCCAGGAUGAAGGGGAGACGACCCCUAAAGCUCACAAAGACAAAUCUCUGGAUUCCAGCCUGUUUGACGACAAAGUUGACAUCUUUGCUGAUUUGACGGCCAUUUCAAAACCAAAAGAGAAGAAGUUCAAGAAGGUGGAGACUAAAUCCAUAUUUCAUGAUGAUAUGGAUGAUGUCUUCUCUCCCUGCACUGUGAAGCCAAUGGCCAAGCAGCCUCCAUCCAAGUUCAGGAAAAACCCUCCCUCCCAGGACACCAGUGCAACGGACGGCUUGGGCAACAUCUUCGAUGACCCUCUCGAUGCUCUGGGUGGGAACUGAACAGUGGACUGUUCCUGAUUAACUAAAACUCUGUGUCCCAAAUGGCACCGUAUUCACUAGAUGGUUCAUUACUUUUGACCAGGGCUCAUAGGGUGUGCACUAUGUGGGGAAUAGGGUGCCAUUUGGGAUGCUGUCACUAACUGUACAAUUGUGCAGAAAACGUUGUUUUGGAGGACUGAAAAAGGGGUUGGAGAUAUUAACACUGUUCUUAUAGAGACUAUUUCUAUAAAAGCAAUCCAUCGAUCGACAUAACCUCGGAUGGAAAUUUAAACCCAUCUCUGAUUGAUUGAUAACAAGUAACUAUUUUCCUUUAUUUAAUGUCCAUGGUAGCAGGGCUUUGCCAUCAUUAGGCCAGCUGCUAAUAAAGAAAUAGUCAAUGAUUUAUACAUGUAGUUGAGUUCUGGGUAUGUGGUUUAACAUUGCCAUUCUGAGAUUACAUGUCACCAUCGGGCUGUGCCAUAUCACCGUUACAUUAACUUUGCCUGUGAUAAAUGACAAUAGAUUAUUUUUUUUUAAAGAAUUAAAUUAUAUUUUGCUAAAUUUAAAA
Messenger RNA from Oncorhynchus gorbuscha (pink salmon), 4830 nucleotides. RefSeq names its product WASH complex subunit 2C-like. The record is from RefSeq and is a predicted model, not a curated record. Gene Ontology annotation, biological process: retrograde transport, endosome to Golgi; protein localization to endosome. Gene Ontology annotation, cellular component: early endosome; WASH complex. The transcript is spliced from 28 exons. Lineage: Eukaryota; Metazoa; Chordata; Actinopteri; Salmoniformes; Salmonidae. Bases 273 to 4283 code for a protein of 1336 amino acids. Gene Ontology annotation, molecular function: phosphatidylinositol phosphate binding; retromer complex binding.